UUAUAAAUAUUAUUUUUAUAUUUACUGAACUAAAGAAAGGACUAUGCGCGCACAAAACAAAUAGAAAAAUCCAGCAAACUUGCAGUCUAGCAUUCUACCGUUUCCUGCGUAAGUCGGCAUUAUUUAUUUAUUUAUUUAUUCAAUGCUUAUGUGGGAUGUCCUAAAGGCAACAAAGUCUUCAGUACCAAAAAUGGAUCUAAAGCCAACCCCAGUUUCCAUCAAAAACCAUGGCUAUGUUCCUCAUCCUCAUCCUUUUCCUCUUACUCUUACCUGUUCUUAUCCUAAUCACAAAAUCAAAAAAGCCGUUGGAACGGGUGCCCCCGGGGCAGCUCGGGCUGCCCAUAAUCGGGCAAAGCUUCAAGCUGCUGUGGGCAAUGAGGUCUAAUACAGCAGAGCAAUGGAUUUCAGCCAGGGCCAAAAGAUAUGGCCCCAUCUCUAAAAUGAGCCUAUUUGGGAAGCCUACAGUUUUUGUACAUGGCCAGACAGCCAACAGGCUUGUGUUCGGCGGGGACGGAACCAAGCUCAGCAUCCAGCAGACUGAGUCUAUGAGGAUGCUGUUAGGGGAGCGGUGUCUGCUGGAGCUCGUUGGCGAGGAUCAUAAGCGCCUAAGGAAUGCGCUGACCUCGUUUCUAAAACCCGAGAGUUUGAAGAAUUAUAUUGGGAGGAUUGACGAGGAGAUCAAGUUGCAUUUAGAAGCUAAUUGGCAUGGGAAAGAGACAGUUACUGUACUACCUCUUAUGAAGACACUAACAUUCGACAUAAUCUGCACCAUUUUAUUUGGGGUAGAAAGGGGUGCAAUAAGGGAUGCACUUGUUGAGUAUUUUCAACAAAUGAUUGCAGGGAUGUGGACAUUACCGAUCAACAUGCCCUUCACACGCUUCAACCGGAGCCUCAGGGCAGCUGCCAAGGUCCGGGAGAUGUUGAAGGGGGUCGUACAUGAGAAAAGGAUUGAGCUAGAAAAGGGGGCCUCAUCUCGCCAAGAUCUCAUUACUUGUUUGCUCACCAUCCAUGGGGAUGAUGGCGAAGAAUUGAUCUCCGAGGAUGAAAUAAUACAUAAUAUCAUCCUCGUUAUGGUUGCAGGGUAUGACACAUCUGCCGUGGUCAUUACUUUCCUGGUUCGACUUUUGGCAAAUAAUGCACAAGUGCGUGAAACAGUAUUACAGGAACAAGUGAAGAUUAAAAACAAUAAGCCGCUCAAGGAAUUACUGACAUGGGAAGACCUGGGAAAGAUGAAGUAUACCUGGAGAGUAGCAAUGGAGACUCUUCGAAUGAUUCCUCCUAUUUUUGGAGGAUUCAGAAAGGUCAUGGAAGACAUUGAGUACAACGGAUACCUAAUACCGAAAGGAUGGCAAGUGUUUUGGGUGACGAGCAUGACUCACAUGGAUGGAGACAUCUUUCCAGAACCAGAAAAUUUUGAUCCAGACCGGUUUGUGAAUCCAGCUUCCAUACCACCUUACAGUUACAUUCCGUUUGGGGCCGGAGCUCGUAUUUGUCCAGGAUAUGAGCUUGCAAAGAUUGAAAUUCUGUCCACAAUUCAUUAUUUGGUUACAGAAUUUGAUUGGAAGCUCUGCAGCAGGGAUAACAGCUACAUAAGGGAUCCAAUGCCAGCUCCUGCUCAAGGACUUCCAAUCCAACUGUGUAAGAGAAAACUAAGUACAACCUGCUCAGAGUAAGAAAAAUUAUGGUGAUUAUUUCUUUAGUGAAAACCCUCCUGUUGAUUUCCUUGACAAGUAGCUCAAGAUUAAUUCUGAUGUUUCUGUAGAAUGUUCAGAAACUAAUAAAAUAUGAGUUCCUGAGAAGUGUUAACA
Andrographis paniculata is the source of this 1808-nucleotide messenger RNA. RefSeq names its product cytochrome P450 716B1-like. Lineage: Eukaryota; Viridiplantae; Streptophyta; Magnoliopsida; Lamiales; Acanthaceae. The transcript is spliced from 4 exons. Gene Ontology annotation, molecular function: monooxygenase activity; iron ion binding; oxidoreductase activity, acting on paired donors, with incorporation or reduction of molecular oxygen. The record is from RefSeq and is a predicted model, not a curated record. Gene Ontology annotation, biological process: sterol metabolic process. The coding region runs from base 228 to 1673 and encodes 481 amino acids.